AUGCGUCUCUUCUCUGCUGUUCUUGCAUCCCUCGCCAUCUUGGCUCCUGCCUUUGCCGCUCCUGCUUUGAAGACGGUCGAGAGCUUCGCCGGACAGCGCAACGAUGGUAGUUUCAUCGUCAAGCUCAAGUCUGGCGCAUCCCGAAGUGGGCUCCUCAAGACCCUGGGCGUCAACGCAACCCACGAGUGGGACGCAGCCCUCAACGGCUUUGCUGGUAAAUUCUCGGAGAAGGCGUUGAAUGCUCUGCGCGCCUCCCCUGAUGUCGAGUCCAUCUCAGAGGAUGGUAUCAUGCACACAUUCGUCACCCAGACCAACGCUCCUUGGGGACUGUCUCGGUUGACUUCCGCGACCCGCCUCACCAACACGAACGUUGCCGCAUUGACUUUCACAUACACCUACGACGCCUCCGCUGGCAGUGGUGUUGAUGUCUUCGUCGUCGACACCGGUAUCUUCACCAGCCACUCUCAGUUCGGUGGCCGUGCCCGCUGGGGUGCUACAUUUGGACCUUACGCCGAUGCUGACGGCAAUGGUCACGGUACUCAUUGCGCUGGUACCAUCGGUGGUAGCCAAUUUGGUGUCGCCAAGAGCGUCAACCUCAUCGCCGUGAAAGUUCUCAGCGACGGUGGAUCUGGCUCGGUUGCUGAUAUCGUCUCUGGCCUUAACUUCGUCCUGUCCUCUGCUCGCUCUUCUGGCCGCCCUUCCAUCGUCUCGAUGAGUCUCGGUGGUGGUGCUUCCACUGCCUUGGACAACGCCGUUGCUUCUCUCACGGCGGGUGGAGUCCAUGUCGUAGUUGCCGCGGGUAACUCUAACGUUGAUGCUGGCACCACCUCCCCUGCUCGUGCCCCCUCUGCCAUCACUGUCGGAGCAUCUACCAUCACUGACGCUCGAGCCUCUUUCUCUAACUUCGGCUCCGUCGUUGAUGUCUUCGCUCCUGGUCAAGAUGUCAUUAGCUCCUGGAUCGGCAGCACCACCGCAACCAACAGAAUCUCUGGAACUUCCAUGGCUACCCCCCAUGUUGCUGGCUUGGCCGCCUACCUCAUCGGCCUCAACGGUAACUCAUCCCCUGCCGCCCUAUCGACUACCAUCAAGAGUUUGUCCUUGAAGGGUGUCCUGAGCGGUAUUCCUUCGGGCACUCUCAACGACUUGGCUCACCACGCUUAA
Messenger RNA from Pleurotus ostreatus (oyster mushroom), 1161 nucleotides. Its product is annotated as subtilisin-like serine protease. Gene Ontology annotation, biological process: proteolysis. The record is from RefSeq and is a predicted model, not a curated record. Gene Ontology annotation, molecular function: serine-type endopeptidase activity. The coding region runs from base 1 to 1161 and encodes 386 amino acids. Lineage: Eukaryota; Fungi; Basidiomycota; Agaricomycetes; Agaricales; Pleurotaceae. The transcript has 14 exons.